CCUCCGGCGCGUUCCCGGGACCUCGCACCCUGCGCGUCAGGCGGCCGCCCAGUGCCCCGCGCGCCCAUAGGGUGGUGCCUCUCGGGCGCCCCCAGGCCCGGACGCCAGAUCUCCAGGGCCAGCGCGCCUUCUCCCGCAGCCUGCCUGCAGCCCUUUAUACCCAGCCAACCCGGCGCUCACUAAUGUUUAACUCGGGGCUGAAACUUGGAAGCGCCUUGUGACUACGCGCCUGGAGCUCCGGAGCUGCACGCGCGUCCGGGCGGCUCGCCAGACUUCUGCCUGCGCUCCGGCUCCGAAACUUCAGUUUCGAAGCGACGCAGACCAUGAAGACACCCUGGAAGGUGCUCCUGGGAUUGCUGGCGAUCGCUGCGCUCGUCACCGUCAUCACCGUGCCCGUGGUUCUGCUGACCAAAGGCAAUGAUGCUUCAACUGAUAGUCGCAGAACCUACACUCUAGCUGAUUAUUUAAAAAAUACUUUUAGAAUGAAGUUCUACAACUUGAGAUGGGUUUCAGAUCAUGAAUAUCUCUACAAACAAGAAAAUAAUAUCUUGCUAUUCAAUGCUGAAUAUGGAAACAGCUCCAUUUUCUUGGAGAACAGUACAUUUGAUGAAUUUGGACAUUCUAUAAAUGAUUAUUCAGUUUCUCCAGAUAGACAAUAUAUUCUCUUCGAAUACAACUAUGUGAAGCAAUGGAGGCAUUCCUACACAGCUUCCUAUGACAUUUAUGACUUAAAUAAAAGGCAGUUAAUUACAGAAGAGAGAAUCCCAAACAACACACAGUGGAUCACAUGGUCACCAGUGGGUCAUAAAUUGGCAUACGUUUGGAACAAUGAUAUUUAUGUGAAAAAUGAACCAAAUUCUCCAAGUCAGAGGAUCACACAAACUGGGCAAAAAGAUGUAAUCUAUAAUGGAAUAACUGACUGGGUUUAUGAAGAGGAAGUCUUCAGUACUUAUUCCGCUCUGUGGUGGUCUCCAAACGGCACUUUUUUAGCAUAUGCCCAAUUUAACGACACAGAAGUCCCACUGAUUGAAUACUCCUUCUACUCCGAUGAGUCACUGCAAUACCCAAAGACCGUGAAGAUUCCAUAUCCAAAGGCAGGAGCUGUGAAUCCAACUGUAAAGUUCUUUAUUGUAGAUAUCAGCAGUCUCAGCCCGAACAUUAGUGCAACUUCCAAACAAAUUGUUCCUCCUGGUUCUGUGUUAAUAGGGGAUCACUACUUGUGUGGCGUGACAUGGGUAACAGAAGAAAGGAUUUCUUUGCAGUGGCUCCGCAGGAUUCAGAACUAUUCGAUCAUGGAUAUCUGUGACUAUGACAGGUCCACGGGAAGAUGGAUUUCCUCAGUGGAACGGCAACACAUUGAAAUAAGUACCACUGGCUGGGUUGGAAGAUUUAGGCCUGCAGAGCCUCAUUUUACCUCUGACGGGAAUAGCUUCUACAAGAUCAUUAGCAACGAAGAGGGUUACAAACACAUUUGUCACUUCCAAACAGAUAAGAGAAAUUGCAUAUUUAUUACAAAAGGAGCCUGGGAGGUCAUUGGGAUAGAAGCUCUUACCAGUGAUUAUCUAUACUACAUUAGUAAUGAAUAUAAAGGAAUGCCAGGUGGAAGAAAUCUUUAUAAAAUCCAACUUAAUGAUUACACAAAAGUGAUGUGCCUCAGUUGUGAGCUGAAUCCAGACAGGUGUCAGUAUUACUCUGUAUCGUUCAGUCAAGAUGCAAAGUACUAUCAGCUGAGAUGUUCCGGUCCUGGUCUGCCCCUAUAUACUCUGCAUAACAGCAGCAAUGAUAAAGAACUGAGAGUCCUGGAAAACAAUUCAGAUUUGGAUCAAGUGCUGCAGGAUGUCCAGAUGCCCUCAAAGAAACUGGACUUCAUUCAUUUGCAUGGAACAAAAUUUUGGUAUCAGAUGAUCUUGCCCCCUCAUUUUGAUAAAUCCAAGAAAUAUCCUCUGCUAAUAGACGUAUAUGCAGGCCCCUGUAGUCAAAAAGCAGAUGCUAUCUUCAGACUCAACUGGGCUACUUACCUUGCAAGCACAGAAAACAUUGUAGUAGCUAGCUUUGAUGGCAGAGGAAGUGGUUACCAAGGAGAUAAGAUCAUGCAUGCAAUCAACAGAAGAUUGGGAACAUUUGAAGUUGAAGAUCAAAUUGAAGCAACCAGACAGUUUUCAAAAAUGGGAUUUGUGGACGACAAACGGAUUGCAAUUUGGGGCUGGUCAUACGGAGGGUACGUAACCUCAAUGGUGCUGGGAGCAGGAAGUGGUGUGUUCAAGUGUGGAAUAGCCGUGGCGCCUGUUUCCAGGUGGGAGUACUAUGACUCCGUGUACACAGAGCGUUACAUGGGUCUUCCAACUCCAGAAGACAACCUUGACUCUUACAGGAAUUCAACAGUCAUGAGCAGAGCUGAAAAUUUUAAACAAGUUGAGUACCUCCUUAUUCAUGGAACAGCAGAUGAUAACGUUCACUUUCAGCAGUCAGCUCAGAUCUCCAAAGCCCUGGUGGAUGCUGGAGUGGAUUUCCAGUCAAUGUGGUAUACAGAUGAAGACCAUGGGAUCGCCAGCAGCACAGCACACCAACACAUAUACACCCACAUGAGCCACUUCCUAAAACAAUGCUUCUCUCUACUUUAGCACCUCGGAACGGCAUGCCAUUUAAAGCUUGUGAAAAGCUACUUUUGCUCUCAUUAUCUCAAAACUGCACUGUCAGGAUGAUGCCUUAAAAAAAUACACUCAAAUCAAGAAAAAUAAGUUUACCUUGUUCCCAAAUUUCAUAUCUAUAACCUGAAAUAGGGACUUCUGUCUUUGCAAGAGACUUACCUUAUGGAAAUUUCAGUCUGUUUUUUUUAUUAUUAUUAUUUAAAAUAAUUUCCACAUCAGCUGGUGAAACAGCAACUAAGAAUUGUUUUUAUGGGAGCUUUGCAGAGGUUCCCUGAGCAGCAUAAUUUUCUAACUGGACUAGUCCAUAUCUUGUUCUCUUCUUUGAAGGAACGGCAGGAUGUGGGCAGUGAUGUCACUGAGGCAGGGGCAAGAAAAGAGGGGUUAGGGAGAGAAGCUGGCAGGGCAAGGCUGCGAACCCCAGUCCACGCCUGCUGACCCAACCAGGCUACUGUCAGCUCCUCAGAGAAGAGCUGUUCUCAGCCAGACUGGCACAGUUUUCUGAGAAAGACCAUUCAAACAGUCUCAGGAAAUCAUAUAUGCAAAGCACUGACUUCUGAGUAAAACCACAGCAGUUGAAUAGACUCCAAAGAAAUGAGAGGGAAGCUGCCAACAAUGCAAGGCCCCCAGGUGCCAGUUAUGGCUAUAGGUGCUACGAAAACACAGCAAGGGUGAUGGGAAAGCAUUGUAAAUGUGCUUUAAAAAUACUGAUGUUUCCUAGUGAGAGAAGCAGCUUGGAAGGGAGAUGUGAACACAUCAGCUUGCCCUGUUAAGAUAUGAAAAUAUUUGUAUUGCAAAUCCUAACUUGAAGGAGUCUUUGCAUCAGUUUUUCUUACUGCAUUUCUUUGAGCAUCUAAUUAAAAGAAUAUUUUAACUUUCUUGGACUUGUUUUUAAAAAUUGAAAAUAAGCUACAAAUGUAUAUAAUAUGAUUCCCAUUCUAUAUACUGUGGAAUUUCUCCUGGUCAGUAAUAAAUAUGCCUUCAUUUUUUUCAGA
Cervus elaphus (red deer) is the source of this 3640-nucleotide messenger RNA. RefSeq names its product dipeptidyl peptidase 4 (gene DPP4). The record is from RefSeq and is a predicted model, not a curated record. Gene Ontology annotation, biological process: proteolysis. NCBI's taxonomy places the organism in Eukaryota, Metazoa, Chordata, Mammalia, Artiodactyla, Cervidae. The transcript is spliced from 26 exons. Gene Ontology annotation, molecular function: serine-type endopeptidase activity; dipeptidyl-peptidase activity. The coding region runs from base 324 to 2621 and encodes 765 amino acids.